AUGGAAAUGCAGCAAAACUGCAGCAUUUCAUGCUUCUGGGAAACUCAGCCUCUUGGUUGUGUGAAGAUCAGUUGUAUCUUUUAUCACAGCAAACCUCGAAAUAUCAAUGGAUUAUUUUUGCCACCAAGUAGCAAUAUCACACCGCAGAAAGAAACUCAGGAAGGCAUUCCACCCCCAACCCAGAGUCAGGAACCUCUGAAACCUCAGGAGAAUAUAUCACGACCCAUUCACCAUCCCUUAGUUUUAAAAACAAACUUUGAGGAAGAAGAGGAGGAAGAAGAUGAACAAAAUGAUGCUUCUAGUUUAUGGACAAAAACUCCUGAAGAAAUUGAAGAAAAAAGAGCAAUAAAGGAGAUGUGUUAUAAAUCUGGUGAAUACUACAGAUUUCAUACUCCUCCAGAUAUUUUAUCAUCUAAAAGCAUAGCCUCUACAGUGGAAAAAGAGUUAGAAAAGCCUUUGGAAAAUGGAAGUGAAUUGCAGGAAGGGGACAGUCUGACAGUUCCAACAAAAUUCAGCCUAUUUGAAAGGCAAGGUGAGAUAAAAGCAUCACUGGAUAGGAAAGCAAGGACUGACACUGCUGCUUUUGAAAAUGGAGGAGGUGACUGCUACAUUCCACAGAAGAUCAUAUUUCCUGGAGUAGAUGAAAAUGAAACUUUAACUGAAGAGAAAGAAAUCACGAUGUUGAAAUGUUCAAAUGCUAAAGAUAACAAGGACAGUCCUCAUCCAAAGCGUUCCCUAACUACCCGACUAGUACCUACAAUGCAUGUAUUAAAUGCUACUGAGAAUAUCAGUGUGAAGUGCAGAGAGGACCCUUCUUCAAUAAAUGAUGUCCAGCCAGUGAGGAAGCCUCAUUUUAAAGGCCUGAAAAAAAGAAAAUGGAUUUAUGAUGAACCAAAGAACUUUCCUGGCCCAGAAAUGCAGAGAGCAGUACAGUCUCCAAAUCCCAAAAAUAAAAUGAGUUACCAUCGCAAUAAUAAAAACAGAAACUCUGAGAAUGCCUCCUAUAUCCAUGGUCAGAGAGAUGCUGUCAGAACUGUCUCAGUGAAUGCACCUCCCCGCAGCAGGCCCACAAAUGGGUCCUACAAUAAAGUUGAUGUUAACAAGGAACCCAAAUUCAACCUCUGUUCAGAUAAAUAUAUGUCAACAUCAUAUAAUGGUUCAGCCUGGCAAAAAAGAAUUCCUUUUUCAAAAACAUAUUCAAAAACUGAAAAGAUAUAUUCAGAGCCAAGAAGAAAUGGGAGGAAGUAAACCUGGAGGUUGAAAAAUGAGAAAAGAGAAAAGUGCCAGAGAUCAUCUGGUUUACAAUCAAAAUGAAAAUUCCAAGAAUGAGA
Messenger RNA from Lagenorhynchus albirostris (white-beaked dolphin), 1331 nucleotides. RefSeq names its product chromosome 11 C12orf50 homolog (gene ZC3H11D). The coding region runs from base 1 to 1248 and encodes 415 amino acids. NCBI's taxonomy places the organism in Eukaryota, Metazoa, Chordata, Mammalia, Artiodactyla, Delphinidae. The transcript is spliced from 12 exons. The record is from RefSeq and is a predicted model, not a curated record.